Messenger RNA from Cucurbitaria berberidis CBS 394.84, 615 nucleotides. RefSeq lists its product as uncharacterized. Bases 1 to 615 code for a protein of 204 amino acids. The record is from RefSeq and is a predicted model, not a curated record. The transcript has 2 exons. Lineage: Eukaryota; Fungi; Ascomycota; Dothideomycetes; Pleosporales; Cucurbitariaceae. Gene Ontology annotation, molecular function: holo-[acyl-carrier-protein] synthase activity; magnesium ion binding.
AUGCCACCACGACCCUUUCCGUUCCCGUUGCGAGUCGGCACCGAUAUCUGCAAUAUUGCACGGCUCCGAGCAAUCAUUACACGACGUAGCGAUGGCGAGCCGUUGCGCCCCCUGUCUCAAUUCAUAUCACGUGUUCUCUCGGGCCCAGAGCGCACCUACUUUUGGGCUCGAUUUGGGCCUCCAGCACAAGUCCUGGGUAGAAUCGAUACUGUCUCCGAGUUUCUAGCAGGCAGAUUUGCCGCAAAGGAAGCUUGUCGCAAAGCAUGCAAUCACCUAGAUCCAAACACGAGAGCUUACCACCAAAUCCUAAUCCUGCCUAUCAAACUCCCCGGCCGAGGUGAAAAGCAGUCUUCCCCGCCUCAAGGUUUGAUACUUGACAAAGCUAUCGAAAAUAUCUACAAAGACGAUGGUGAACAAAGAACGUCCGAGGGUGAACUUACAACGUCCAUUGGUGGCACACUUAUGAGAAAGAUUGAGGAGAAACGUCAGAUUGAUGCGCAUGAACUCGAAGGUCAGCUGUGCGAAAUCAGCAUCAGUCAUGACGGAGAUUUUGCGACUGCUGUUGCCAUCGUGCCAUCGAUGGAUACGCAAAAGGAAGAGCACGUUCCAUCGUAA